GCUCACAUUUUGCUCCUGCUGGCCCAACGGUCAAGUCUUGCGAUGCGAUGCGGGCAGUGCGUUGCUGUCGGCUCAAGGAAUUCAAGUCAAGAAUCAUGCAUUCAGCUUCAGCUGCUCUUCCGUCAUUGUAUUGUACGUUAGCGUGGUAGCAAGCUAGCGAGUCGUAGGCCAGUUCUUGAAUGCUAGACCAACCAGUGGGUGCUUGAUUGAAGAGGACUCGAAAUCAGAAGCUCGUCUCUGGACUUCUACGCGAUGCGGGCAAGUUAUCCACAUCUAGGCUGAUUUCACUGUUCAUUUCUGGAUUGAGAUCAUGUAGCAAAGGAAUUGGCCUUAAUUUCAUGGCGAGAGCCUUCCUUCCGCCAGAGUGCGACGAUUUCGACGUUCUGAUCAUCGUCGCAUUCCGACGCACAUUGGUACGCUGAAGCAGUAAAAGCGGUUUAUUCAGCGAUUCCAAGUUAGCUGUUUUAGUCUCUCCGAAGCUACUUACCAGCUAAUUCGUGCAAGCGACUCACCGCUCUUUCCAUUCCGCGACAUUCGUACACCAGUUUCACGAAAUUAUGUUCCGAUGCAAACCCGUGAUACGCUAGCUACAUCCAGGCUUCGAUCUUGUGACAGGAUUCGGUGGCUGAUUCAACUCGGCCUCACUAGCCGGUACGCGCGGGCUUAUUCUACAACGCGAGCUACUCGUGCAUCGCUGGCGUUUACCGCUUUCGCGGCAGCAGGCGGUCCGCGCUAUCGGCGGCAGCAGGAAGCAACGGCUAGCCUUCGACUCCUGUCCGAGCUGCUGCUCACGCCGUGCUGCUGCUGCUGCUCACGGCGUGGGCGAUUCUUUCAGGCAUCGAUUUCGCUCCCUCGCAUUCCCUUCAAAACAUUCGCAGUUCGCACAUGCUGCUGCGACCGUCGAACCACUUCCGCGCCAGCCCGUCAGCAGCGUGAUCGCAGUUUGGUCGCUCACGUCCCCGGACGCGUUUCGGCAACUCGUGGCUGUAGCACAAUAACCGACAUUGAGAGAUAUAAAUUUUCGGCGAAAUGACGAGGGCGGAGAAGGCGGGUGAUUAUAGCGAGCGGACGGGAUCCGGAGCAGAGGCUUUGGCGGUUACCGGGGGGCGGGAGAAUGGGGAAGAGGCGGGGGGAUGGCGGAGGGAGACGGUGGAAGGGGGUGCGGAGAGCGGAGUGGAAAUGCGGCUGGCGAGGGGGAUGGAUGGGGGAGCUUCUGUGAUGGCUGUGGUGGGGGGAGGGGGAGACAGGGGGAGAGGAGAAGGGGAUGGCACGGAGGGUCGAAGUCACUCAGAAACACACGAGGGUGGUAGAGAGGAGUGGGGAGAGAACGGAGGGCGGAAUUUGGAAGUCAGUCGGGAGGAAGAGGAUCACGUGAGUUUGUUACACUCGCGGACUCAUAGCCCUUCCCAUGCUCACACACGUAGUACCCACUCCAUUCCCUCUCAAACUCCCCCUCACCCUCGACCAUCUCCUCCUCCCAGUCCUCCACAUCCCUCCUCACCCACCCACCUCUCCCCGACCUCCCGCCUCCUCUCCCUCCUCUCCUCGCCCCUCCACCCGCUCCUCUCGCUGGUGGCGUGGCUGCAAGGCCUAGUGGCGUCCUUCGGGCUGCCGUUUGUGUCGCUGGUGGCCGUGGUGUACGGCGUGAGCGAGGGGUACGCGGGCGCGCUCUACCAUUUUGCUUCACAGUACUAUUGGAUGGACGUGCAGCGCCUGCAACCCGCUGCUGCUCAGGCUUACAUGGCAGUGGUGUCGGUGCCUUGGGACCUCCGCCCCCUGUAUGGACUCAUCUCUGACUCCUUCCCCAUCCAAGGCUACCGCCAGCGCCCCUACCUGUUCCUCUCGGCCCUCCUGGGUCUGCUCUGCAGUCUCCUAGUCGCCCUGCUUCCCGCCCUCCCCCCCGUCCUCGCCUCCCUCCUCCUCGCUGGCACCACCCUAUCCACCGCCUUCGCUGACGUGGUAGUAGACGGCUUAGUGGCAGGCAAGAUCCGAGCCCAGCCGCAACACGCAGGCGACCUGCAAGCCUUGCCCUGGGGCAUCCUCGCCCUCUCGUCCCUCGUCGCCUUCGCCAUGAGCGGACCCAUCGUCUCCACCUUCGGCCCAAGAGGGGCGUUCUUCUUCUACGCGUUGGCGCCUCUGGCUCUGCUGCUGACGGUGCUGUUUGUGCCGGAAGCACCGGUCCCGGCACGGAAGAUGGGGGAGUCUGGGUGGGUGAGCCUGCGGCGAUCGUGCCGCCUGUUCGCCCGCACUCUGAGGAACAAAGUCAUGUGGCGUGCGGCUAUCUUCCUCUUCAUGUCUCAUGGCGGCGUCUCUCCCGACAUCCCCACAGCGCUGGUGUACUGGUACACCAAAGCGGAGGGGGGUCCACAGUUCAGCAAGGGCUUCAUGGGGGUGGUGUUCGCUAUGGGGCGCGUGGGGCUGCUCAUAGGCGUCUUCGUCUACCACCGCUGCUUCAAAGCCGCCUCCUACCGCUCGCUGCUGCUCUUCACCCUGCUGCUCCUCUUCGCCACUGGCUUCCUCGACCUCAUUAUAAUCACUCGCAUCAACAUCACACUGGGAAUUCCUGACCACGCGUUUGUCCUGGGCGACACAGCCAUCUCAGACGCAGUGCGCAGGCUGGAGCUCAUGCCCAUUCUCGUGCUUGCAGCCCGCCUCUGCCCGCCUGGCAUCGAAGCCACCCUAUUUGCGUUUUGCAUGUCUCUGAUGGUGUUCGGGAAGCACUGCGGCGAGUGGCAAGGGGCCCUCAUGCUGCAUCUGCUCGGAGUGAGGAAGGAUAGUUACGAGCGCCUCUGGCUGGCCGUGGUGCUUCGAAAUCUGUUCCGGCUGCUGCCGAUUGCUGGGCUGUGGUUGUUGCCAGAGGGUGGGCCGGAUACGGAUUUGCUGGGUGAAGCUGGGGUUGAGGUGGAAGGGUUGGAGGAGGAGAGUGAGAGGGAGCUGAUGGUUGUGCAGGGGGGGAGAGGGGAUGAAGAUGGACGGGAGAGGGAUGGUGGGAUGGGAGUGACAAGUUUGCAGCCGGAUGCUGAGACGGAUGAGGGAAUGACGAUGAGUCGUGCUGGUAAGGAGAUGGGGGGAGAGAGGGCUACGGGUUUGGAAGUUCUGAGUCCCAAGGAGAGAGAGCUGGUGAGUUUGUAAAACGGGGUGAUGCUAAGGCCUUUUUUUACUCGAGAGGAAUUUGCUUCACAAUGGAGUUGGACCUUUAGUUAAUCUCUAUUCGCUGAUUUACUAACUCGUGUAAUC
Molecule: messenger RNA, 3237 nt
Organism: Closterium sp. NIES-67
Lineage: Eukaryota; Viridiplantae; Streptophyta; Zygnematophyceae; Desmidiales; Closteriaceae
Source: the annotation of a GenBank genome assembly